Molecule: messenger RNA, 3579 nt
Organism: Triplophysa rosa
Lineage: Eukaryota; Metazoa; Chordata; Actinopteri; Cypriniformes; Nemacheilidae
Gene: gyg2
Product: glycogenin 2
Exons: 8
Coding region: 962-2308 (448 amino acids)
Cellular component (GO): cytoplasm
Molecular function (GO): glycosyltransferase activity
Source: RefSeq, a predicted model, not a curated record
ACUCGAAGUAAAGGGGUUGAACGACCCCCGCCGCGUGACUGUCACAAAGUUCUUUCACUUGUCAGUGGUAGAUCAAAGAUAAACUCUGCCGUUUAUACAGGCCCGUUCGGAAAAGUGAUGAUUUGUCGACUGUUUAUUAUUAUUGUUAUUUAAAACUAAUUUUGUACUGUGUUGCAAUUGUCUUUGGGAUUUCCAGCCUUAUUAAGAAGCGAUAUAAAAACUGGCCGCAGAAUGGCAGGUAGGUUAACUCGUGUGCGUAAAUGUCAUGCAGUAGCCUACAUUACGCCAGACAGAUUGCGUUCUUCCAAAGUCAAACCAGGGAAAGUAGAAAAUGCAUAUUUCAUAGCUCUCUAAAUGUAUUAAAACAUGAAGUCUGGUAUUGUGUACGUUGCAUUUAAAUAACAUACAAUGUACUUGUGCCGUCACACAUUUUGCAUGCCUGCAACCCUUCUUUUUUUCAAGUUCAGUCACUGAUCUGCCAGUGAAAUGUAAUAGUGCCUGAUUAUCAACUUUUGUCUCACAAACAAAAGUGGGUCAGAAAGACUACAGUGCCACCUUGAGAUUAAUCUGGAGUAUAUUACGAACUCACAUUAAUGGAUGAAUGUGGUGGAUCAUUGACUUAAAGCCCACAGAACUUUGACCCACAAAAGGUCACAUUUCAAUGCAAUAGUUCUUCAAAUCCACAUUGUAACAAUGCACAUACACUUUAAAUCAGUUUUUGACACCCACACCUAUUUCUCUACAAUUACGGUUUUCAACAUUUUUGAGUAAUUUUAAUAACCGUGUAAGUAUUUAUGAAAAAAAAACACUUUUAAACAGAUUUUUUACAUACUGUGUGUCUGCUGUGGGGCAGUGUUGUGCCCGUUGAGGUAUCCAAAUGGGAGGCUUUUAAAGUAGGCUACUUAAUGUAUGCUGACUAAAAAUAUUAUAAUGAUAAGAGCAAGCCUUUAGAUUUUUUUUCAUGAGAAACUAUUUAAAUAGAUAUUUGGUCUCUCUCUGCCUUGUCUGUCCAUUUGUAUCUAUCUCUCUAAAUCUCUUUCAUUCAGAGUCUCAGGCAUUUGUAACUCUGGCCACCACAGAUGCCUACUGCAUGGGGAGUUUAGUGGUAGGUAAAAGUCUGCGCAGGCAUGGAACAUCAAGAAAGUUGGUUGUGAUGGUUUCCCACAAUGUCCCCAAAGAUGCAAGGUUGUCUUUGGAGGAUGUGUUUGAUGAAAUUAUCAUGGUAGAUGUUUUGGACAGUAGAGAUAAGGCUCAUCUCUCCUGGCUGGGACGUCCUGAAUUGGGAGUUACCUUCACGAAGCUCCAUUGCUGGACUCUUACCCAGUACAGCAAGUGUGUGUUUCUGGAUGCAGACACACUUGUACUGUGUAAUGUAGAUGAGCUGUUUGAGUAUGAGGAGUUCUCUGCUGCACCUGAUCCAGGCUGGCCUGAUUGCUUCAACUCUGGGGUAUUUGUGUUCAGGCCUUCCUUAAAUACUCAUACCAAGCUACUGGAACACACUACUCAACAUGGCAGCUUUGAUGGAGGAGACCAGGGUGUUUUAAACACUUUCUUUAGUGACUGGGCUAUAAAAGACAUCAGGAAGCAUUUACCAUUUGUGUACAACAUCACGGCCAGCGCGCUGUAUACGUAUCUGCCAGCAUAUCACCAGUAUGGCCACCAAGCAAAAAUUGUCCACUUUUUGGGUGGGACAAAGCCCUGGCAUUGUUCAUAUAAUCCACAGGCAGCCAAUGAGUCAUCGCUUGAGAAUCCCAACAAGCAAAUUGUUGAAAAAUUUAUCAAUUUAUGGUGGGAAGAUUACUACAAUCAAAGCAAGAUUAAAAAGGACAACAAGAGUGAAGACUUAUCUUUCGUACGCCAUCAAAAAAGCAGCACUGAAGCCUAUCGCAGGGAGAUGUCGCCCUCUCAACCUGCCCUAGAUCUGGCUGUGGAUACAUUGGCCAUCAGCUCAUCUCACGGCAAGAUAUCACCCUCUCAAUCUCCCCUAGAUCCAACAGUGGAUACAGUAGCCAUCAGCUCAUCUCCAAAGCCUGUGGAAAUGAAUAUUCCCUUUAAUGUCCUGCCUGGUAUUGAGGCUGAGUGGAUCUCUCUAGUCAGCCCUAUAUCUGAGCAAGAAAGUGAGAAAACAGGCCUAGAGACUGCUGAUGACUCAGACACAGCCACUGGAGAAGCUGAAUCAAAUACCCCAGCAGAAACAGAGGAGGAAAACCUGGAGCAUAAGCGAAUGUGGGAGGAAGGUUACAUGGAUUACAUGGGCAAAGACGCCUUUGACAACAUCAAGAGGAAACUUGACCGAUUCCUUGAAUAACUGGGUUUUAUGUUUAUGUGAGACAAUGACAUAUAACAUUUAGUUUUAGUUUGUACUGUAUCAUUUAAAAUAACAGCUGUUACAUUUUAGCUACUUAAUACUGUUUUUCUACCUCUGUAGUAUAUCGAACAUUAGGCCAGAUGUAUUGCAGUCCUGGGGACAUUAUCCUGCAGCGUUUAGCUCCAAUUCUGACCAAACACAACUAAACAAGCCAAUUAAGGUGUUUAGGAUUACGUUAAAAUGAGAGACAAACGUGUUUAAUCGCACUAAACCCUGCAAGAGAACGAUUAUCUAGGAUUGGAAGGUAUAGGUCCUUUGUAAAUUUACAACAACCAUUAUUUUGAAAACCAUCUCAAGUAAAAUUGUCUCAUAUAAAUGUAACUCGAUGUUAAAACAGAUUUCGUAAUUCAGUUUCAGGUACAAUUUAGCGGUAGGCUAUUUAAUGAUAAAAGGGGCCUACUGUGCAGAUUGAAUUCUGUUGUUUUAUUAAUUUACAAAUUAAAAUAACAUUAGUUGCUUUCAAUUAUGGGAAAGUGAUUCCUUAAUAAUAAUAAAAAACGAUUAAAGGGAAUAAGAUGGCAAUAACAGUGAUCGUCUUAUUAAAAAAAGCUCCAGGAACUCAUCCGGUGUGCAUAAAGGGAGAUAUUUCUUUGCCUUUCUGUAAAUUGCUAUUUAUUUCCACUAGAGGUCAGUCUAUGAACACGUUGAGCGCAAACAUUUCUAAUAUUAACGCAAGAUCCACCACUUUGAUAAUUGACUGUUCAUAACGUCUGGGAAAAAUUGUUAUACAAGCACAUUAUCCAGGUUGCGACUACAUUUCCUUGGAUGUUAACAGUUGAUGAUCAUGAUAUUCUUUUUCUCAACGUGUUCUUUUCUCUGUGAGUGAAUGUUAAACACAUCUAUCAGACACCACAGACUUGUGGUACACAAAAUUAAAACAUACUCAAUUAAACUCAGUUUAUGGAACAGUAUGGUGGAGACAUAUUUUCAAACAUAUUUCAGCAUUUGAGACAUUUAUUACCCUGUGGUCCUGUCCCGUUAAUUUGACAGCUCUUUGAACUCGUGCACUAUUUAUGCUUAUGAUGCUCAGUCAAUUAUAGAGUAUGUUCUACUUGAUCUUGUGCUGCAAGUGAAAUAAACACUUCCACAAGAGCCAGCCACAGCAUUUGAAUGUUAUUUAAUGGCUUGUCUUAAGUGAUGACAUACAUUUCUCAUGAAUGUUUCUUAAAGAAAUUUGAUUCUGGUCUGGUAAGUCAGAUCUGAUUUUUUAU